Bacillus rossius redtenbacheri is the source of this 2512-nucleotide messenger RNA. RefSeq names its product zinc finger BED domain-containing protein 4-like. NCBI's taxonomy places the organism in Eukaryota, Metazoa, Arthropoda, Insecta, Phasmatodea, Bacillidae. The coding region runs from base 549 to 1904 and encodes 451 amino acids. Gene Ontology annotation, molecular function: DNA binding. The transcript has 2 exons. The record is from RefSeq and is a predicted model, not a curated record.
AACGAUAAUCGCCGAUAAUUACAUUUUACCGAUUAAUCGUUAUCACCGAUUAUUUAAAUACCGAUACCGAUGUAAGUUGUAUUUUACGCAUCCUUUAUUUUCUGGUCAGAUUUCGUAGACAUAUUUCGCCGCAUAUCUUACGCCAGAUUUUAAAUAAAAAAAAUUAGGCGCACACUCACUAUUUUAAUUUAGUAUUCAUUCCCGCCGCUAUUUAUUUUGUAAACACGCAACUAAGAACCAUAGAUACCUGCAUACAGAUAAAAGUUGUACUGCCAACUUUAGAAUAAGAAAGCAUUUAAGUGGUUACGAUUACAAUCAGGUUUAGCAGCGCUAGCGAUCAUAGUGAGAAAUAAUGAAAACGUCCGAAAGGAGAGAGCGGUUUUUUUAGCACCAAAUGUUUGCGAACUUCAGUGUUGGCUAACUUUCCUGUUAUUGGCGUCUUUGUUGACAUCAUAUAAUCUAUGGAAGUAUUCCGAAGGUGUUGUGUUUUUAAACAAAAUGUUUAUUAUUGCGAAAACGUAUUUCUGAAAACAAGACUGUUUUAAACAAUGGCGACGCGGGAAAAGAGAAGUGAAGUGUGGAAACAUUUUACUACAAGCCAAGAAGACGAUAGUAAAGCAAUAUGUUUAUAUUGUGGUGCUGUAAUAUCACGUGGUGGUUCUUGCCGAUCAAGCUACACAACCACCAACAUGUUGCAUCAUGUUAAGACACGGCAUCCUCAGCAAUUUGCAUUUGCAGAAAGUACAAGCCAGGCGUGUUCUACUGAGAGGGAACAUUCGGUUGCUGGCCCUUCUCAGAAGAAAGUUAAAGUAAGUCUACUUCAACCAACACUGCAAGACGUAGUCGAAAAGAAAUUACUGUACAAUUCCAAUGAUCCACGAGCUCAGGAAUUUACCACAUUGAUUGCUGAAAUGAUAUGUGUAGACAUGCAACCAUAUGACAUUGUGAAUAAUGAUGGUUUUGGGCGUCUCAUGUCUAAAGCAGUUCCGAGAUACAACAUUCCUUCAAGGAAACACAUGGCCGAUACAGUAAUUCCAAAAAUGUAUGAGAAAGUGAAAAAUAAAGUUAGAGAGAGACUUUCUAAUCUUGACAAUGUUGCUGUCACAACAGAUUUGUGGACAAGUGAGGCUUCGUCUCAGAUGAAUGAUUUCAUUAGUGUCACAGCCCAUGGAGCAGAGCUGUCUCAGAAGGUACAUUUCUGCCUUGAAGUUUUACCUUUUGAUGGUGAUUUGCACACUGCAGUAAACAUUGCAGACAAUCUCUUGCACAUAUUUGAAGACUGGGAGAUAGGCUAUAAAGUAUGUGCAGUUGUUACUGAUAAUGCAUCUAAUAUGAAAUGUGCCGUAAGAGAUCACCUCAAACUGCCUAAUAUUCCAUGCUUAGCUCACAGUGUUCAGCUUGUACUCAAAGAUGGGCUGCUGAAUCAACGUCCAGUUCGUGAACUGCUUGCGGCAUUCAGGAGCAUUGUAGGGCAUUUCAGUCAUUCAACAGCAGCCAAAAAAAUUCUUGUCGAUGCACAGAAAAAGGUAAACGAACCUCAGCACGUACUUAUUCAAGAUAUUGCGACACGAUGGGACUCUACUCUUCAUAUGUUACGACGUCUUGUAGAACAGCGUCUUUCCAUCACGGUUGCUCUCCAAAAUUGCUCGAAGUUUAGGUGUCAGAUUACAGCUGAAAAUUGGUUGCUUGCCGAGCAAUUAGUAGAUCUUCUUACAUACUUUGAAGAUGUGACCAAGACAGUCAGCAGUGAAAAAGCAUCUGUAGCAGAUGCUAUACCACUAGUCAACAGCCUAAAUCACAUGCUGGAAAUGAAGAUAAUGGAGGUUAAAGCCGUUAAAGAUGCCACUAAAUCUUUUGCAACCGAUUUGAAACAUUCACUCGGCUCACGUCUUGGUGAAUUGUAAAAGACUGAGAUUUUCCUAGUAGCUACGAUGCUUGAUCCUCGUUAUAAACACCAUCCAUUCCAAAAUCCUGACAGCAUUGAAACAGUUAAAAAUAGUUUGAAUGAUAGCAUGACACUGCAAAAAUGUGAUCAGACUUCUGAGUCAACUGGCACUUCUAGAUGUGCCAUUUCUUCACCUGGUCCUUCUGCUACACAGAAGGGAAUUUGGCAGAUGUUCCAGAAAAUGGUUGAUAAGUCUAUAGCUGCUACAACAGCUUCAACUAGGGGUAAUGUAAUUGAAGAACUGGACAGUUACAUGAAGCAGCCAACACUCGACCUAGGGACAGACCCGAUUGAAUUCUGGUUAAAAGAUGUAAAUUACCCACAUCUGAAGAAGGCAGCACUGAAAAAUCUUAUAAUACCCCUUGGAUCUGUGUGCUCAGAGAGAUUGUUUUCAUCAGCAGGAAACAUUCUCCAAGAGAAGCGCAACAGGAUGUUGCCUGAGAACUUAAGAAAGCUUGUUUUUUUAAAUUCAAAUUUGCCAGUGUUGAAUUAUGACUACUAAAUGUCAACUGCGUGUUUCACAUGAUAUAUUUACUUUUAAGAAUAAAAAUAAAUAAUAUAAGCCUG